Messenger RNA from Ficedula albicollis (Collared flycatcher), 510 nucleotides. It is a transcript of the gene PTMS, whose product is annotated as parathymosin. The coding region runs from base 47 to 433 and encodes 128 amino acids. NCBI's taxonomy places the organism in Eukaryota, Metazoa, Chordata, Aves, Passeriformes, Muscicapidae. The record is from RefSeq and is a predicted model, not a curated record. Gene Ontology annotation, cellular component: nucleus. Gene Ontology annotation, molecular function: histone binding. The transcript has 4 exons. Gene Ontology annotation, biological process: negative regulation of apoptotic process; positive regulation of transcription by RNA polymerase II.
GAAGAGAAAGCUGUCCACAAAGAAAAGAAGAAGGAGAUAGUAGAGGAUGAGGAAAAUGGAGCUGACGAGGAUGAUGAAGAAAAUCCUGAUGAUGUGGAUGAAGAAGAAGGUGGUGAUGAGGAUGAAGAAGCAGAUGAGAAUGGGCAAGAGCAGGAUGGCCACGCAGAGAAACGAUCUGCAGAGGAGGAGGAGGAUGAAGUGGAUCCAAAGAGACAGAAGACAGAAAAUGGCUCUUCAGCUUGAGUCCUCCCCUCCCGUCUCCUCUGUUCCGUCCAUCUCUCCUCCUCCAUUCCAGCCUGUGCUUGCACUUCCCAUUAGCCUCUGGCUUCACACAAUCUCAGAUGAGGAAAGAUUAGAAAUGCUCUCAAACGGGGAAGACAGCAGUUCCCUCCUCACCCGGAGACCUAACCCGUCCAUGACAUUCCCCAGCUGAAGUUCCCCAGCCCCCUGUGUCCCUUCACCGUGCCCUGCUGUGCUCCUCUUCCCUCGAGAAUCUCGUGGCUUCCCGGG